This is a messenger RNA of Aspergillus calidoustus, 2331 nucleotides long. NCBI's taxonomy places the organism in Eukaryota, Fungi, Ascomycota, Eurotiomycetes, Eurotiales, Aspergillaceae. The record is from the annotation of a GenBank genome assembly.
AUGUCGAGUGUAGACAGUCUUCCUAACGGGGGCAGCGCCUCCGUCUCGUACCUUCCGGGCUAUAUAUUCUUAUCCUACGUCGUCAGUGUUAUGGGAUGCACGACCACUUUAGAACUCCUUCAUCGGCGAACAUCCACAGCUGGCUUCUAUAAUUGGUAUUUGCUACUCACAUCUGCAAUUUCCAUGGGAGGCAUUGGCAUCUGGUGCAUGCAUUUCAUUGGAAACCGUGCCAUCGUCCUCGGAAAUGGAGAUAGUCACAUCCAGGUUAUGUACAGCAUGUCGUUCACAGGAGUCUCCUUUGUCCUCCCCGUAUGUGUUUUGCUUACGGCCUUCUACGCGGCCGGAACCGGCGAAAAGGCAGGGUACUUGCGCAUAUUGGCGGGUGGAAUGCUGACAGGUGGAUCUGUCUGUGGUAUGCACUACGUCGGGCAAUUGGGUAUCAGCAACUACACGUGCAGAUAUAAAGCUGAAAACGUGGCUGGGGCAGCCAUAAUUGCUGUAGUCGCAAGUACCGCAGCUCUCGCAAUCUUCUUUCGAUGGAGAGCCUCUUGGACGAAUCGCUGGUGGAGACGCGGAGUCUGCGGCUGCCUCCUCGGCCUGGCUGUAUCUGGCAUGCAUUGGACUGCUGCUGUUGGGACGAGCUACAGUGGCCAUGAUCCGUCCGCAAGCCUUGGUGGUCAACUAUCUCGAACCCAAACUGUCAUCAUAUGCUCUGUUCUGGCUUGCGUUGCCUGUGGAGUUUUGUCAGCCUGUGCUAUAGCUGCUAGUGGCGAAUAUAGGCGUUCGAGAAUACAGGCACAGCAGCUGGUCCUGGCCUCGGUAUUUUUCGACCCUGAAGGUCGGGUUAUGGUUACACCGCAUGCCCUCCUUCCUACAAGAAAAAUCGUGGAUCGCUAUCUUGGCAAGACCUUCAGCGACGAUGAUCUUACUCGAACCCACCCUGCAUUUCUUUGGGCUUUUCGAGCGAGCAGAAACUGGAAACUUGUGAAAGAGGUUGUCCCGUAUAUGAGGGACAGGAUAGAAAUAGAGGACACGACGCGCGAGCAAUACUUGGCCAAAGGGGUGGACUCUGAUCGUGAGGCAGAGAUGGUUUCAGGCUUUGAUGACCAGUUUAAGCGCCACUUCUGCGUCGCUGCUCACGACCUUGCUGGAGAAGUUCGACAGCCGUUGGAGGAACUCGGAAUGCUGUACGAUGAUGUUCUCACCACGUCCACGCCCUCAUCUCCGUUUUCCCGCGCAAUUGGAUACUCUAGGCUACGUGCUGGUAAAGGCCAAUUGAUGUUCACAGUCCGCCAGUUGAAUAAACAAGACGCUUCCCGACUGGCAGCAUCAGGCUUCAGAUUCACCUCGAUUGACAAUGUCACGACCCUUCUCGCCCGCCGCAUGAAUAUUGCAUCGGGGACUCUGGAUGUGCACCUCAAAGACAUGAGAGACUUUGCCGCCUUCGGCCGGAAUUUUGAGCCUGGACUUCACCUUAUUUCCUUCAUUGUUCGCCCUACAGUUCAUGAUCGAUUUGAGGUACUGACUGCCAAGGGCACCAAGAACCCACUACCGUCGAUGACCCUGCAGACGAAACGUCUUCUAAUGCCUCAUUUGGAGAUUCUCUCACAUAUGGAAGGCUGGCCUAUAGCAACAUGCCUAGACUGGCUACGUUCCGAAAAAAUGCAAGCCCACAAGGAUCAAAGCAUGUUUAUUGAAGACUUGAUCCAAUCAAUGUCCGCCCUCGCUUCAUCGCUCCCACCGGAUGUUAAUUCAGCGUCUCGUUUCUCGCCUCGACCUUUGAGCGCACCAUGCCGCAGCACAAGAAUUUCUGACAAUAAGACCUGCAUGCUACUCGCCUUCUGUACGGUAGGGUCUUUGAACACGCGCGUCGACAAUCCAGAUUAUGCCUUUGUGCCCCUAAGACUAUUCCGCAUUCAACAACAGGUGAACGGCGGCGUCACUGAUGCAGACGGUCUCGCAAAAGAACUCAGUCAAGGUCUUCUCUACUCAAACAUCCGAUCGGGUUCAGCUACCGAUUCCGAAUUCGCUUCCUCGACCCGGUCCAUUUUCAAGAUAUGGCCGCAGCGAAAACGGCUACGUGAUCGAAUGCGAACAGUAUCUCAGGAGAGUCUCACCAACAGCACGCCUUUGGGAGACAUUGUUGUUCGCCGGGAGGUCAAAGUCGACGUUGCCAAGUUAUCGGAUGCGGCAACCGAGAACCCUCUGGGAAGACAAACUUCGAUUACUGUUGUGGAAGCUGGUGAUGCCGCUGCGCAGACCUAUGUCGACGAACUCUAUAACCUUUGUUACGCCCCGGGGAUGCGCUUACGCCCAGAUUCGGCAUUCUAA